Xylaria bambusicola is the source of this 3295-nucleotide messenger RNA. RefSeq lists its product as uncharacterized. Bases 337 to 3024 code for a protein of 895 amino acids. NCBI's taxonomy places the organism in Eukaryota, Fungi, Ascomycota, Sordariomycetes, Xylariales, Xylariaceae. The transcript has a single exon. The record is from RefSeq and is a predicted model, not a curated record.
CUGGGACCAGCCCACCGCCAGAUCAGGUCAGACCGAAGCGCCCAAUGACACCCUCGAGUCUGAUCGCACGUAGCCAACCAGACGUGCAGAUGCAACAUCGAAUUGACAACUCAGCAAGAGCAUCAUAACAAAGUCCCCAGUCUCGUCAGAGUCUAGUGUCUCUGUUUAGUAUCUCUGCGGGCUUGCGCCGUAUCCCUCCCUUCCUCUGCCCUACGAAGUACAGAGUCAGUACAGCAGGUGGGUAGUUUCAGCCAAAGCGCCUGUUGUGCUACAAGUAAUAUUGACAAGGUCAAGGGUGCCAUCCAUUUCUUUUUUGUUUUCCCUAAUCUCUUUUCCAUGCCUCGAACAAAACCGGACCUUGACUUUGAGAUUCACGUCGACUCGUCCUGCCUCAACACCCCAAUGGACGAAGAAAUACCAUCACCGAGCGGCAACGUUGAGAACCCCAGCGAAGCCCCCCGACAAACUCCCGACACAACAGACUCAAGCGAUGGAGAAGUUGACCCUUCUUCAACAUCCACCGAACGUACCGAGUAUAGAUCAGAUACUGAGAUGACCAAGGAUACUAAGAGGGAAGCGCCACGAGGCUUGCGCCCGAGCGUUGAAGACGACGAAGACGACAGCUCAACCCACGACGAAGAAGCCGGCGAGCAUUCCAUGCUCAGCGAAAGAACAGAUCUUUCUUUUCAACCUGACGAUAGAGGACAUUCGUAUGUUGACCAUUCUGAGUCCGAGGCCGAUGCCACUCCGAGAGGGAGAGAUGAGGAUGAGAGCAGCUCCCAACAAGGAGGCACGGAUGAGGAUGUCUUCACUGACAAGAGUCCUCGCAGCUCAAUGGGCUCGUACGACGCCGGCUCCGAGUCUGGCAAAGGAGUCGACAUUGACAACAUGACAACCAUCACCCGCUCGCCUCGCAUAUCAGACAUCUCACAAUAUGACAAAGAGGAUUUCAUUCCCACCGCACGGGGAACGCCGCGGCCACCUUUCAGAACCCCUUCCGACGUGCGCGCUAUGCAGAUGUCGUCGCCAGCUGGGUCUGUCGUGGGCUCGCCGCGCUCGCCACGCUCUUCCAAGAAACACUUUCCAUCCGUUUCCAGGCUGGGGACUCCUUCAGGCUCUGCGCAGUACUCUCCUAAAAGGAGGUCUACGCCACCACGUUUCAAGUCCCGACAGGAAGCGCCCCUCGUGCUCCUCCAUGUGACGCUACUGCCACUACGAUGGAUGUGGGGUGACCUAGUUAACAACCUAGACCCGGUCGAGAUGAGCGAGCAGGCAAAGACACUGCGGAAUUCAUGGCGUAUCCUGCAAGACCGCGUCGGCGACACAGUCAUCGAACGAGGUAUUCUACUGGGCCACCCUCAGAAUGACUAUGAGGUUCUUGAGGAGCGUCUGCUAGAAGCCUUAGAUCUCCCUGUGCGCCGGCGCGCGAGGAUCCUGGAAUGUGGCCAUUACCUUGGGCCCUCCAAUGAGGCGACAAUCGCAGAAGAGGAAGAAAGUGAAGAUGAAUAUGGUAAGCAACAGCAACAGUCGUCUUCCAUCAAGCGUCACUGGUGUAGUACCUGCAAGAGUGAGAUCCGAUUUGAGACUCUUGGUGGAGACAAAAUAUUCCGCGUCAAAGUAUAUGCUAGUAAUGGCUUGAUGCGUGCUGGCGCCUGGGAAGCCUGCUGGAAGGAGAUGGAGCGCGUGGACGUGGAGCUCGAGCCGGUAGUCGAGCCUGCGGUGCAAGAUGAAAUCGUGCGCCUUGCCGCUGUGCAGCAGGAGCGCGAGGAGGCUGAGAUCGCCAAAGAGGUGGAGAUGCAAUAUGAAGAACAGCGACGAAGUGAAACGCGCCAGUCACGGCAGCACGCAUAUGCUAACAUGCGAUCAUCCCCCCUUGCGUCACCUGCACCAUCGAUUAUACCUGAAGCGGCUCACCAGCCCAGGUUUGAGUCAAGGGCUUCUCGCCGACGACAGCGAGACGAAGAAAGGCUGCACGAGAUGUAUGGGCAAAGCCCACCACAAAGCCCACCGCCACCAGAGUCUCCCGCCCGAGAACCUUCGCAGCAUCCUGACCCAUACGCUCGUUCGCCACCAUCACCACCACCACCUCCUGCGCCAGAGUCCCAGGCAGAAAAACAGAAACAGACUCGGCCCGGUGGAUAUCAAUCAGCAAGUUUGCCGGAGCUUCUCUGGCGGACAGUCCGGGUUCUGAUGCAGGACCGUAAGAACGUCGUCAUCGUCGCACUUAGCUUGUUCGUCUUGCUGCUCUCGUUACGGAGCACACCACCUGAGCCGUCUUACGAGCCUAUUGUUCAUAGGUUGAAGAAUAUGCCUGAGAUACAGCGGUUUCCUACCGUCAAUGACCCGCCGGCACGUCAGGAGUAUCAACGACCAAUGGAAGCGAUCGUUCGCAGCGAGCCUUCGUACUCGAGCGCUGUUUACCAUCAAGUAUCACACAGUCAGUCCUCCGAGUCGAGUGUUCCAAGUGCUGAGUAUCAGGAGGAAGAAAGCACCGUAGAGCCAUCAGUAACGAGUGUCCCGUUUGAGGAGGUGUUGGAGUCAACUCAGGAGAGUUCCACCUCACCUACCAGUGUCUCGACAAUUUACGGGCCCUGCGAGAGCCCUACGGAGGAGUCCUCUCCUGAGCAGCCUGCAGUGUCCGACAUCCCGACAGUGCAAGAGACAGUUGAGGAGACCGAGACCGUCACAGAGAAGAAAGUUGUGAAAGUCAUUCAUACCGUGACUGAAACGCAGACCGAGAUACAGACGCAGACGGAAAUACAGACAGAAAUGCAGACCGAAGCCGAGAGCACCACUCUUGCCGAGACAGCGACCCCUGUUGAGGAAUCUGUGGUUGAUGCUACUGAAACUGCACAAGCUGAGAUCGAAUUAGAUCUCGAGGGCGAGAUGGAGGAGUCACAGGAUGAUACAGUUUCCUCGGAGAAUGCGAUGCCCACUACCGAAGUCACCGAAAACGAGGAGCCUGUGCCUGAAGCAAUGGAGGAAUCUGUGGCCGAGCCAGAGGAAGAUUCGGACGAGCUUUGAAAAAUAUUUUACGAACGCAGCGCCUUUUCUGUUUGCAGGCGACAUGGCUAAUGAGUAGGUAACAACGGCGGUUUGAAAUAAGGGGUGAUAGGGAUGGGGAUGGGGAGGGAAGGGCUCCACGAUCUUUGAACAUUGUCGCAUUGCAUGUCGAAUUGAUUAAUGAGAAGAAUGAGUUUAGUAGAAAAUCAGUUGGCAUGCUGACGAGUUGGCGCCCCUUCUCUGUGCCAUGUCAUGUUAUGCCAAGUUCAAUAGAACGACGAUACCAGUAUAG